UUAAGGUAACUGAUAAAACGCUGCAAAAUUUGUGAGACUGACGUAUGUUCCUGGUAUUUAUUGGGUCAUGUGCAAUCCCCUUAACGGUAAUUCGUAAUACGCGUAAAUUGGCGGUAAUGCUAUUAAAAUUUAUCUCUAACCAUGAACGGGGAUGGCCCGACAGGAUUAAAGCUACAGCCAAUUUGAAAGUAGCUCCAGUUACUUCCAACAUUGUAAACACGAAUACCCUGAAAUAAAAUUAUAUUUGCAACCCUUGACUGAGCUCCAACAGAGAAAACAGAUCGGAAAAAUCGUCUUCUUUUCAUUUAUAAAUGCAACUAUCUUUCGAAGUAGAAAGCCGAAACUUUCAAUAAUUCUUGCCGUUUGCGAACGGAAAUAAAUGUAGUUAAGUGAAGGGCAUGGACAACUUCGUCUGCCUGAAACUCUUAGCUUAAAUUGUACAGAUUACAAGGAGUCCUUUUUCCCAAGUUCAGUGUGUCAAUUUAGUUAGAAAUAACCUUUUCCGCACCUGUGCGCGUAAAAGGAAAAAAAAAAACGCUCUGUUCCAGGCCCAGGUCAACUUUGAUGUCUACUCCAAUUCAGGUCCACUUUAGAAUAAGUUUCCCGGUUCAGGAACUUUCAAAAACGAAAAAGAAUGUUUUCCUCUUCACUUUCGAAGCCGUAUGCAACGCAAGCUGCUAUUUAUGGCAACAGAUUGACUGUGGGGACACCACUGGGGAAAAUGACUCUUCAUCACCUGGGAACCAGUCCCGGCUUGCAUCAGCUGCUGAAAAUGUAAAUUAUAAUGGACGCGAAAGAACACCUUUACAAAGUACUUGUUAUUGGAGAAUAUGGAGUUGGGAAGACGUCCAUUAUCCGGAGAUACACUGAAGGGUCCUUCACACCAAACUACAAGCUUACAAUAGGAGUUGAUUUUGCUUUGAAAGUUCUCUACUGGGAUGAAAUGACAAAGAUUAAUCUUCAGCUUUGGGAUGUUGCUGGCCAUGAGAGAUUUGGUCACAUGACAAGGGUGUAUUAUAAAUAUGCAAUUGCUGCCAUAAUUGUAUUUGACUUGACAAGACCACCAACAUUUGAUGCAGUUCUUAAGUGGCACUGGGAUGUAAACCAAAAAGUUAUGCUGACUAAUGAAAAACCAAUUCCAGUUCUCUUACUAGCAAAUAAAUGUGACUUGAAAGAACAUCCUUAUGAUGAGGAAAGAUUGAAUCAAUUUUGUCAAGAACAUGGAUUCAUUGGCUGGUUUCCAACAUCAGCAAAAGAGGACCAAAAUAUUGAUGAAGCAAUGCAGGUACUGGUGCAAGCCAUUUUAAGUGUGUCUGGUGAAAGCAAAACACCUAAUUUGAAUGAUUGUGUAGCCUUGCGAGGAACAGUGUUACAAUCUUCAACUCUGAUGUCUUAUGACUCACGUUAUAUGGUGGACUUUUCACAAAAAUAUCAAACUGAUGAAUCUUAUAGUCAAGCUGUCCCUCCCUCCAAGGAAAGAAAGUGUUGUCCUGGCUAGCAACUUGACUACUAAAAUUAUAGCUUUAGCUUGUAACUGUACAUGCUUGAUAUGAAAAGGGGGUAAGUUUCUAAAGAAACUGUGGUGCUGCAUCUGUGGGAGAGUAUAUAAGGGUAACUUAGUAUUAUCAACUGAGUUGAUACCAUAAAUUGGCCACAUUAAAAAGUUUAAAAAGCUGAUGUUUUGAGUGUUAACCCUUUGACAGAGCAAUGGACAAAGGGCUAACUCAUGAAACGUUAGCUUUUCAACUCUUUGCAGUGGCCAAUUUAUGUUAUCAACUCAGAGGAUAACACAAAAUUACCAUGCUUAAUGUAGCCUCCUUCGCCUGCAGCAAUUCUUUUGGGUCAUGGUUUUGGCAAUGUUUUGACAUUGCGUGACAUUCCAAAAACAGCUGCAAAUGUGAACUAAUUUAUCCUUUGAUUAACACGAGCCACCAAGAGAGAAUUUCUCCUUCCAAAUCAAUGCAAUAUCAAGCAGACAAGUGAUGAGAAUAAAGAAAAAUAUCAAUUAGGAGACUUAACUUUAUCCAAUGUUAACUUCUCAGAACUA
Pocillopora damicornis (cauliflower coral) is the source of this 2047-nucleotide messenger RNA. RefSeq names its product ras-related protein Rab-38. Lineage: Eukaryota; Metazoa; Cnidaria; Anthozoa; Scleractinia; Pocilloporidae. Gene Ontology annotation, cellular component: phagocytic vesicle; late endosome; trans-Golgi network. The record is from RefSeq and is a predicted model, not a curated record. Gene Ontology annotation, biological process: phagosome-lysosome fusion; endosome to lysosome transport. Gene Ontology annotation, molecular function: GTPase activity; GTP binding.